Molecule: messenger RNA, 3290 nt
Organism: Lytechinus variegatus (green sea urchin)
Lineage: Eukaryota; Metazoa; Echinodermata; Echinoidea; Temnopleuroida; Toxopneustidae
Exons: 10
Coding region: 104-1732 (542 amino acids)
Molecular function (GO): GTP binding; GTPase activity
Source: RefSeq, a predicted model, not a curated record
ACACAAUUACCUUUUAAACCGGAAGUUAUAAAGUUUGUCGGUCGUCGAUUAAAAAAAAAUGUUUACUUAUUUUAUUUAUUAAUUUUCUUUUGUUUGAAGCAAUAUGGGUACUGGAUGUAGCAGUGGAUAUGCCCUGGAUCCAGGCAUUGGGAGUAUCCCAAGCUUCAAGAUAGUACUAGUUGGUGAUGCUGAAAGUGGAAAGACAAGUGUUUUCAUGCGCUACUUCAAAAAUCAGUUUGAUUAUAGCUACCGGCCUACAACUACAGUCAAUAUAGAGAAUGUAGUGAAGAAGUUGAAUGUUCCAGAGCAUACUGUGGUUUCCAUGGCGAUGUGGGAUCUACCAGGCAGGGAAGAGAUGGACCUUCGUACAAGCUAUUACAAAGAUGUUGAUGCUGCUAUUGUUGUAGCUAAUAUCGCAGAUCAGGAAAGUGUGGAACUCGCUAGCACAUGGAAACAAGAUAUCCUGAACCAUGCUGUCGUCUCCAAGAAGAGGGUUGUCAGUACCGCUGAGGGGUCAAAGGUCGUGACUGACUAUGAGCCGGCCGAUCACACACAGAUUCCAGUUCUCUUGCUAGGAAACAAGUAUGAUUUGGUGGAAGAAAGACAUGCGCUGCAGGAAGAGAAUGGGAAUGAAGAAGAAGACAAACCAGUGCUGAUUGAAGAUAACAAGGAUGCAGAUACCCAUAGUCUAUCAAAGAAAGAUGAAGAUGAUGUCAUCAACACCAGGGAUGAAGACGGAGGAGGAGGAGAUAGGUCAAGCCCCGGUGCUGAGAAGAGGGAUUCAGAGUCUGAAAACCCUGGAAAAGAUGAAGAGGUGGAGGAUAGAGGAAAGGAGGAGAAGGAGAUGACGGUAUGGAAGUAUGAGGAACAACAAGAGGAGGAGGAGGUACCGGCUGAGAUCCAGUUCCUGGAGGACUUUGCAGAGAAACAUGGAUUUGUUGGCAGCGUUGCGGUCUCUGCAAAGAAUGCUGAUGGCAGCGUUCAUGCUGCUAUUCAGGCUCUUAUCAGACAUCUCAUCGAACGAAAGUUAAAGGACCGAACCCUGGACAGGAUGACAGAGGUCAAGGUCAAUAGGGUAAAGGUCAUAAAGGGCAAGAAGAAAAAGAAGAAAGACCCGAAAGCAUUUGAACCCCUGGAUAAAACUGGUAUCAAAGAGCUUGAUAGUCUAUUCAACAAAUGUAACCGCCAUAUGUCUCUGAUCCAUGAGACCAGACUAGUAUACAGACAGUCUGUACGUCUCUUCAAGAGCCAAUGUAUGGAAGCAGAGAUGGUUCCAGAAGGACCUAAGUGUUCUAUGGAAGACUGUGUGAGUGGCAUCAAGGCAUCCCUGGAGAAGGACAGUCUGGAGUUACUGGCUGAAGAUGAGAAUGGCUUUGUGACUCUCCUAGUGAAAGGACAGGAAAUGGAUGAAGAUGAGAAAUCUGAAGACAUGAGAGAUUUACUUCAAACAUUCCAAACAGAGGUUGCAGUAGCAAGCAGGACAAUACUUCAUGAGUGUCCUGGUGCCAUCGCUGCUCUUCAGAAGCUGGACGGCCAGAUUGAACAGGACUGUGAGGGCGCCAUCAAGAGGGCACAGCAGGAGAAUCCACUUACUACGCGAGAGCUGCGCAAUAUCCAGGACGCGGUCGACAUGAGUCGGGCUCGCAUUAAGCACUCGUCUGCGAUGGCGCACGAAUGCCUACAGGAUGUUGAGAGUUCGUAUAAGAAGAUCAAAGCUGCAAUGAUUUGGUAACAAAUUUAUGUGGUGUCUAGGAAAUUUGGGGAAUUUGGAAGGGUGUCAAAAAUCUGGCGAUGGCAUGAAGGGUUUCCGUAUUUUAGACUAAACUUUGAAAUCAGGUUGGUGCUUCACAUAGAUUUAAGUAUGACUUAAAUCAUGCUAAGGUGCCAAUGUGCAAGUAUUAUUAGUAUAGGUCCUCUGCGCAUGGUUUGGUUUGACCAAUACAGUUAUGCAAUACUACAAUACAUGCAACAGGGAGUUGAAGUGUGAUUUUUAGUCAGACUUGAAUCUUUGUGAAACACUACCAUAUACAAGCAGUUUGUAUUCAGGUCACCAAUAAAGAGUUUUGGUGUUUAAAAAAGCUCAUUAUAGGUUAUUACCAGGUGAGUGUUUCAUCAAGCUGUUUGUAAGUUACAGGUAUGAGCAACUUUACGAAUGACUGGUGAUCCUUUCUUAGGCUUCAAGUCAACAUCAAUGUCAAGGAAAAUUUGGUGUAGGCCUAUAUCGUUUACUAAAAAAAGAUCACCAGUCAUACAUGAAAUCAUUUUUAAGUUAUGAAACUCCCACCAGGUCUUCUGAUCAAUUUUGAUUGGCAUAUCUAGAUGUCAUAUAUAGUGCUAUUGAUUCAAGAGUGGAAAGUAUUCUCAACUAUGAAUAGCCAGCAGUGGCACAAUCCUUAAUCUGAAAAGCAUGUUCAGGUUACUCUGCCAAAGUCUAAGCAUUUUUCAGACCAGAUUAUUCAAAAUAUGUAUUAUAUGCCUCUUCUAAGUCAAAUUUCUUCUCUUUAGUUGAACAGAUUUUAAGUUAGGCAGAGUUACCUGUAUGUUGAUUCUAUUGUUGUUUUGGAUAUGAAGAAGAUCACAAGGAUUGAGAUCAAGUUGAGUUGCUGGCUUUCCAUAGUCUACAUUGCUUUGAAUCAAUCAUUUUUUUAUAUAUAUAAAACAGUGUCUAUGUACUGUAGGUUGGGAGGGGGUGGUUAAUCUAGCAUAAAAAUGAAAAUACACUCUUCAAGAUCAAAUAUCGUGCGGUGAAUCACAUCUUUGUCUCCACAACGCAGAACAUAAUUGUUUAUCAUCAGAAAACAGUGAUUACUUUGUGAAAUUCUUUAUAAACUUUUUCUGAUUGCACAUAUACUUUUUCAAGCAGAUUAGAGCUACUUGUACUACAGACACAUUAAAUGUUCUUAGCUUGGGUCUCUUUAGUAUUACGAACAAAAAUUAUGAGGAAGCAACAGAUCACAUGGUCAAUUAUCAGUAUUUGCAGCUGACUUUUCUAAGAUUGAAUAAAUUGCAUAUUUUGUGUGAUUCCCGUCCAUCAAUCAUCUUCAUGUCUUUCAUUGUAUGCAAACUUUUAUGAUACAUAGGAUUGAAUAUGUUAUAGCAAAUUUAUAUCAGCAACUCAUUAUUAAUCCAAUAACCUUAUGCAUUGAGAAUGAAACAAUUGAAAAAUAACUCAGAUGUUGAAAUGCAUCUUAUUUAAUAUUUCAUUUAAGUACAUUAAUUGGAAACAUAAACAUUUUAUGUUUUAUCCAAAUGUAGUUUGUAAAGACUGUUUUCUAUAAUUUUCUCGUUUG